This is a messenger RNA of Chinchilla lanigera (long-tailed chinchilla), 2057 nucleotides long. RefSeq names its product CD209 antigen-like protein C. Lineage: Eukaryota; Metazoa; Chordata; Mammalia; Rodentia; Chinchillidae. The coding region runs from base 85 to 804 and encodes 239 amino acids. The transcript has 7 exons. The record is from RefSeq and is a predicted model, not a curated record.
UAGAUUCAGGGAGUGAGGAACAAGGGGUGGGACAUAAAAGCUGCAGUUCCCGCCAGUCCUGAGCACUGAAGGACAGCGGUGAACAUGACAGACUCCAAGGAAGCCAAGGGGCAGCGGCUGGGCCCCCUGGAUGAGGAAGAGCUGAUAGCCGGUGGCACCAGGUAUUUCAUAAAAGGCCUUGGAUUCCGACCAACUUACAGCUUCAAGGACAUUGCAGGGGGCCCUGGCCACGGCUCGAGAGUCCUGAUGCUGCAGCUGCUCUUCCUCGUUCUCUUCACUGUGAUCCUGGUGGUUGUCCUUGUGAAAGUCUCCAAGGUCCCCAGCUACCAAGAGCAGAAGCAGGCAAAACAAAUGAUCAAUAACAAAAUGAACCAGCUAAAGAAUGGAAUAGGCCGCCUGUGCCGCCCCUGCUCCUGGGACUGGACAUUGUUCCAGAGAAACUGUUACUUCUUCUCCAACUCCAAGCUGAACUGGAGCAACUCUGUCACUGCCUGCCAGGAAAUGAGGGCCCAACUUGUCGUCAUCAAAAGUGUUGAGGAGCAGAACUUCCUGCAGCUGAGUUCUAAGAAUAGAGGACCCACCUGGAUGGGACUCUCAGAUCUGAAAAAAGAAGGCGUGUGGCACUGGUUGGAUGGUUCACAUCUGUGGUUCAGGUUCACGAAGUACUGGCUUCCAGGGGAGCCCAACAAUGACGGGAAGGAAGACUGCGCAGAAUUUAGAGGCGAUGGCUGGAACGAUGGUAAAUGUGAACGUGAGAAAUUCUGGAUCUGCAAGAAGCCUGCAGCCUCCUGCUCCAACAUAUGAAGUCCAGUCUUUCUCUUCAGUCCCUGCAGCUCAAAUGUCUUUAUCAGGUGGAAGAACUUUGCCCACAUUUAUGUGAGUUUCUUUUCCCUCUCUGAGGGCAUCGAGCUCUUAACAACAGCUCUAGGACGCUUCUCUUUCCAUUCUUCAUCUCCUCGGGAGUUGAGUCACUGCUCUCCUUCCGGCCUUCCUUCCACCUGGCUUUGAGGUCACGUUUGUAGUCCAUCUUUGAAGACAGUGUGGGACACAUUCAGGGGCUGGGUGUGUUCCGUUGAUGUAUCCUGUCUUCUUUGCUGAGAUCAGAGGGUUUGCAUUGCCAUGUCCAACUGCUGCCAUGUCCUCUGAGAUUUUAUCCCACCCCCACAUACUUUCCUUUCAUCUACUGAACUUCCAACCACCUCCCCCGGGACCCUUUGCCCGGGGACUUUGCCUAGUUGCCGUGGUUCACCCUUCAGGCUGGAAGCACCAGGGAACUGAUGCCCCUAAUCAAUCAUAACUCUGUGCAGAUGGUGUAUAAACAUCCUGGCUUCUUUCUCAGUCAACCAACUUCUGGACCUGAGGUGGGCCUCCUAGACCUGUCUUCAACAAGGGACAUGUGAACCCCACUGCUGUGAGUUCUACUGGAGGCAGCCACCACCCGUCAAUCACUCCCCACCCAUACUCUGCUACAGGAAGCUUCUCCAAAGUCAGGGUGCUUCCUAGAGGAGCUCACACAGAAUGAGGUACAGGAUGAUAAAGAUCUGGCUGUGUUGGGCCAACAUGGGGCACUAGUGAAGAACCAACUGUUCCAGAGCUUGCAGUAUGGGCACUGAUGCCUGCUGUCAGACCCUCUCUACUUGAUUUAUAGUUCUGCCCAUUGCUGUUUCGUCUUUGUCUGGAUUCUUGAGUUAUGAUAGUGUCUUCUGCUAUUCUUACUGAGCCCCUCUGACCAUGCCUGAAUUUAUGGUAGGGAGGUGACUUGAGUGGAGGCUGGACAUCCCAGGAUGGGGCUGGUCACCAGAAAGACCAAAUAAGUGAUAAAACAGUUGAAACUUUCUGUCUCAUCUGUCCAACUCCAGGAAGGAUGGAGAUUGGAGACAGCUCUGUAAAAAUUCUUUUGCAAUGAGAUUUAAUGCCUUCCCAGGUUGCUGAACACGUGAGGCUCCGGAGGGUGGCACACCUGGAGAGGGCACGGAAGUGUCAUGAAACUUCCCCUCUCUUUCCCUAUUCUCUGUAUUUUUUCCAUUUGGGUGUUUCUGAGUUGUAUCCUUUUAAUA